This is a messenger RNA of Fomitiporia mediterranea MF3/22, 1013 nucleotides long. Its product is annotated as Pex19-domain-containing protein. Gene Ontology annotation, biological process: protein import into peroxisome membrane. Bases 10 to 984 code for a protein of 324 amino acids. The transcript is spliced from 5 exons. The record is from RefSeq and is a predicted model, not a curated record. NCBI's taxonomy places the organism in Eukaryota, Fungi, Basidiomycota, Agaricomycetes, Hymenochaetales, Hymenochaetaceae. Gene Ontology annotation, cellular component: peroxisomal membrane; peroxisome.
AAACCAGCAAUGCAAGAGGAAGACGUCGACGAUCUAGAUGAUAUCGUUGACCAAUUCGACGCAAAGAAUACAAUUUCGCCGUCUCAGCCACCUACAUCGACCUCGACUGUCCUUCCUCAGCCCACGUCUGUUCCUUCUUCAUCACGAGCAGACAAUGCACAACCUGCACUUGGUUCAACGGCAGAUACUACCGGUAUACCGUCUGGACAGCUUCCCGAUGAACUCGCGAAGGACCUCGCAGAUGGUAUGGAAGCACUCAUGCGUGAGCUCGCCGAAGGUCAAACCGGUCAAAUCUCAGAGGAAGACAGAAAACGCAAAGAGGCUUGGGAGAAGAUGUUGAUAGAAGGCAUGGAUGGAAUGGUCGACAACGAGUUACUUGGUCGGAACGAGAGGGACAAGCCUAGCACCGAGAACGAGAAUGCUGGUGGUAGUAGUUCGAGCAAGAAGGCUGUUGAUGACUUCCAAGCGAGUAUUUUGCAGGCUAUGGAGAAACUUAAGGAUAGCGAUUCUACUUUACAUACUGAUGCAUCGACCUCAUCUGCUCCUUCCGACGAUCCGCUGGAAGCCAUCUUAAAUCAACUAGGCUCCGGCCUCGACGAAUCAGGUGAAGACAAUGGUGACCUGCAGGAUAUGCUAGAAACGAUGAUGCAGCAGCUUAUGAGCAAAGAGGUCUUAUACGAGCCCUUAAAAGAACUUCAUGACAAGUUCCCUGGAUACCUUUCAGAAAACGACGAAAAGCUAUCUACAGAAGACAAAGAGCGUUUCCGGAAUCAGAUGACUCGAGUAUCCGCAAUCAUGCAAAUAUUUGAAGAUCCGUCAUAUAAAGAGGAUGAUCAGGAGAAGGGUGCGCAAAUCGUUUCAUUGAUGAAUGAGAUGCAAUCCUUUGGAUCUCCGCCGUCCGAGAUUAUGGGCUCUUUACCAGCUGGGCUUGAUUUUGGACCGGAUGGUACACCUAAGCUGCCAGAUGGAUGUACAAUAAUGUAAUCACCGACCGGGUUCUUUCUUCUUGUAUG